AUGGCUCUGAUGAAAACACUCGAGGUAUUACUGUCGUUAUCUGCCUCCCUCAUUCCCACUUGUGCUCGCAGGGUGGAUCAUCCAAGUUAUUCAUCUAGUUACUAUGCGUCAAGUGCCGUCAAUUGCACUGCCGACUUCCACGAUUUGAAAACAUGGUGGCAUGCAACGGGUGAAAUCAACACAAAAGGCCCAGUGGCCGAUGUCAAUGUUCGUCAGUCGCACCUCUAUUCGGUGCAGGUCAGCAGAGCACAUCGCGACGAGUUGUACAACUCUUUCGUGUAUGAGACCAUUCCGCGCAGUGGAAAAGGCCAGAUCUGCUACCCGGGCGACUAUGACACCAUUUGUCCAGAAGGAGACGGAAUCUCCAUCGAAGAUAGUAUUGGAACAACAAUGGCCUGGUCGCAGUUCCUAUACAGCCGCGAUGUGGUGGUGAACGUGACCCGGUUGGAUGGCAAGAACGUCUCUGCCAAAGAUGUUGCCAUCCGACCAUCCAGCUUGCAACUAAACGUCACCGCGCAAGGAAGCUCGGCUUUGAUAUCAGUACCCUAUUCCCCUGAAACCCACGGAAUGCGGUUUUCGGUCGAAUUUGCGGAUGAUAUCUGGGAGUAUCGGAAUGCUGGUCCAGGGGUCAAUUCCCACUACGUGCAGAACGCGAAUCCAUCCGGCGACUCCUAUGUUCCCAGCUACAACGAGUCGAUGCCGACGGUUGGACGAGAGCCGUUGAACGCGCUCUUGAUAUUUGCUAGUCCCUUCCCGCCAUCGGAUAUGGUUCCAUCCAAGCGCGACGAUCUAUACGAAAUUCCACGGGGAUAUGUCAGUGGCCUGGACGCAAUCAAUCAAUCCGUGGUUGUUUUUAAUCCUGGGGUUUAUUAUUUCACUGGCAAUGCACACGCCAUUCUGAGUCCUUCCGUAAAAUGGGUGUACCUGGCUCCCGGAGCGUAUGUCAAGGGAGCUGUGCAAUACAUGAACAGCGAUUCACCUUUAAAAGCAAGCGGGUUUGGUGUUUUAUCCGGCGAGCAAUACGUUUACCAGGCCAACGUCGCCUCAGGAUAUAGCAACAACAAGUCCGAUGCGACAUCCCUCAAGAUGUGGAGAGGAGACGGUAUCACGGCCGGACAAUCCUGGACCAUCCACGGUAUCACCACCAACGCACAACCGUUCAAUGCCAUGGACUUCUACGGAGAUCUUGAAAACUUCACCGUAGAUGUAGCCGAUUACAAGCAGGUUGGUGCCUUCUACACGCAGACAGAUGGCCUGCAGAUGUAUCCAAACAGCCAUGUCCGCGAUGUGUUCUACCACUCUGGGGAUGACACCAUCAAGACCUACUAUUCAAAUGUCCGCGCCGAACGAAUCGUGGUGUGGAAAACGAACAAUGCCCCGAUUAUCCAGCUUGGUUGGUAUUCACGUAAUAUAGCCAACAUUUCAGUUGACCGGGUCGACGUGAUCCACAGCAGAUACCAAGGUGGCUCAGAGUACUACCCUCGAGCAUUGGUAGGAUGCGCAGCCAGUUACGAAGAUCCGGCAGCGACGGAUACUGCGAAUACCAGAAACACGAUUGCGAACUAUACCGUCUCUAAUAUUCGAUCGGAAGGCAUAUCUCCAGCGCUGGUCGGCAUGAAUCUGAUGUCAAAUCUCGAUCGUUUCCGGAUUAUCAACGCCUGGAUUGAGGAGUUCUCACCUGCUACUACGCAGCUGGAGUACAGUGCCGUCCGGGGAUUUACUGACCCUAAUCACGGAAACAGGACCGUCACGAUUGGAGCGCAUUCAGCGAAUGGAACGGGUUUGGUGAUUCAGAAUUACACCGUCGGCAAUGAAGAAGUCUCUCUUGCCGCUGGAAACUGGAACAGAACAUCAACCGGCCAUCUCGAUAUCUCCCCUUCCUUCAGGGGAAAGUGGACGGUCGAGUCCUUAUCAAUUGGCUGA
Messenger RNA from Aspergillus chevalieri, 1923 nucleotides. RefSeq lists its product as uncharacterized. The record is from RefSeq and is a predicted model, not a curated record. The transcript has a single exon. The coding region runs from base 1 to 1923 and encodes 640 amino acids. Gene Ontology annotation, molecular function: hydrolase activity, hydrolyzing O-glycosyl compounds. NCBI's taxonomy places the organism in Eukaryota, Fungi, Ascomycota, Eurotiomycetes, Eurotiales, Aspergillaceae.